AUGGCUGAGAAUCUUGCAACCAAUGGAAGCCAUGUUCUCAAUGUUGAAAAUGACAAACCUUGCUCCAAUACCAAUCAAGAAUCAAGCAGUAGCUUUUUCUAUGUACCCUUUAUGCAGAAGGUGAUUGCUGAGGUGUUGGGGACAUACUUUUUGAUAUUUACGGGUUGUGGGUCUGUGGUGGUGAAUUUGAACACAGAAAAUACGGUGUCGUUUCCAGGGAUUGCAAUAGUUUGGGGACUGGUUGUGAUGGUCAUGAUUUACUCUGUUGGUCACAUCUCUGGUGCUCAUUUCAAUCCUGCUGUCACUAUUGCUUUUGCUACCACCAAGAGAUUUCCAUGGAAACAGGUACCCCCUUAUAUUGCUGCUCAAGUCCUUGGAUCAACAUUUGCAAGUGGUACACUUAGACUACUGUUUAACAAGCAUCAAGAUCACUUUGUAGGAACAAGUCCUAGUGGAACUCCCUUGCAGUCUUUCGUGAUCGAGUUCAUAAUCACAUUUUACCUCAUGUUUGUUGUUUCUGGUGUUGCUACUGAUAACAGAGCGAUCGGAGAGCUUGCUGGGCUUGCAGUUGGCUCCACUGUUCUUUUGAAUGUGUUGUUUGCAGGGCCAAUUUCAGGAGCAUCAAUGAACCCAACAAGAAGCUUAGGACCUGCAAUAGUAUCAAACCAUUGCAAAAAUCUGUGGAUUUACAUUGUGUCACCAAUUCUUGGAGCUGUAUGUGGUGCCUUGGUCUACAAUGUAAUCAGAUUUACAGAUAAGCCACUGCGUGAGCUCACCAGGAGUGGCUCUUUCUUGAAAGGCGCAUGCCGUACCUAA
Messenger RNA from Rosa rugosa (rugosa rose), 816 nucleotides. Its product is annotated as aquaporin NIP1-1-like. The record is from RefSeq and is a predicted model, not a curated record. Gene Ontology annotation, cellular component: membrane. NCBI's taxonomy places the organism in Eukaryota, Viridiplantae, Streptophyta, Magnoliopsida, Rosales, Rosaceae. Bases 1 to 816 code for a protein of 271 amino acids. The transcript has 5 exons. Gene Ontology annotation, molecular function: channel activity. Gene Ontology annotation, biological process: transmembrane transport.